Molecule: messenger RNA, 3131 nt
Organism: Salvia hispanica
Lineage: Eukaryota; Viridiplantae; Streptophyta; Magnoliopsida; Lamiales; Lamiaceae
Product: kinesin-like protein KIN-7E
Biological process (GO): microtubule-based movement
Molecular function (GO): microtubule binding; microtubule motor activity; ATP binding
Source: RefSeq, a predicted model, not a curated record
CAUAUAUGGUUGAUGAGAAGGAUUAGUAUAUUCCCAUUGACUCCUUGCUAAAUUUUCAGCUCAUGUUCAUCAUUGGCCUGCUCCAAAACAAAAUCCCAUCCUUUUCUUUUCCUUGUGAAAGCUUAUUUCUUGCCCCCCCCAUUUUGUGGGGGGUGAUUGUGUGAUUUCCACAAGUUGUGGGGUGGGAAAUGGGGAGUGUUGAAGGUGAAGAGGAGCUGGUGAGAGGCAGUGAGGAGAGGAUUAAUGUGUCGGUGCGUUUGAGGCCUUUGAAUGGGAAGGAGAUCUUGAGACAUGAUGUUGCAGAUUGGGAUUGCAUCAAUGAUAACACUGUUGUUUACAAGAAUGUUAAUGUAUCUGCUUCUGAUAGGUCCAUGUAUCCAACUGCUUAUAGAUUUGAUAGGGUGUUUAGGCCCGAUUGCUCGACAAGGGAAGUCUACGAAAGAGCAGCCAAGAAUGUUGCCAUUUCAGUUGUUAGUGGAAUGAAUUCAAGUGUUUUUGCGUAUGGGCAAACGAGCAGUGGGAAGACAUUCACAAUGACUGGAGUGACCGAGUAUGCAAUAGCUGACAUUUAUGAUUAUAUACAGAAGCAUCCGGAGAGAGAUUUCGUGUUGAAGUUCUCUGCUUUGGAAAUCUAUAAUGAGUCCGUCCGUGACCUCCUCAGUGUAGACAGCACUCCUCUUAGGCUCUUGGAUGAUCCAGAGAGAGGGACGGUGGUCGAGAAGCUCACAGAGGAGACCUUAAGGGACUGGGAUCAUGUGAUUCAGCUGCUGUCUAUAUGCGAAGCUGAAAGACAAAUCGGAGAGACAUCCCUUAAUGAAGUCAGCUCCAGAUCUCACCAGAUUAUUCGACUGACGGUGGAAAGCUCGCCCCGUGAGUUUAUAGGCAGGGACAGCGCCGCUCUUGCAGCUGCUGUGAAUUUCGUCGAUCUUGCUGGAAGUGAACGAGCAUCGCAAGCUAAUUCAGCUGGGACGAGAUUGAAAGAAGGGUGUCACAUAAAUCGCAGUUUGCUGACAUUAGGAACUGUCAUUCGCAAGCUAAGCACGGGACGAGGCGGACACAUUCCUUACAGAGAUUCUAAGCUGACGCGAAUCUUGCAAACGUCGUUAGGGGGGAAUGCUAGAACCGCCAUCAUUUGCACAAUGAGCCCUGCACGCAGCCACGUUGAGCAAUCAAGAAACACCCUUCUGUUUGCGAGCUGUGCAAAGGAAGUGACCACCAACGCGCAAGUUAACGUGGUCAUGUCUGACAAAGCUCUGGUCAAGUAUUUGCAACGGGAGAUAGCAAGACUCGAGAGUGAGCUUAGAAAUUCUCAAUCCACUAUGUCCAUGCCAAAUUACUCUGCGAUGCUAAGAGAGAAAGACCUUCAAAUCACUGAGCUUGAGGAGAAGUUGAACGAGGUUAUUCUGCAAAGAGACGUCGCCCAAUCACAAGUGAAAGAUUUGUUGGAAAUAAUCGGAAAGGAAGCAUCCGUGACACGGGAAGGAUCAGGACACUAUCCUCAUCUGCGAGUACAAAGAUCACCCGACAGUACGAUGUCAGAAGAGGAGACGCCACAUUCCUCGGAUGGUGAUGCGAGAUCAUGCUCACAGGGACACAGCAGGACGAGUUCAGAGGCUCAAAUAGUGAAAGUCCCAUAUUUCGACGAGAACAUGGUGCUUGGUAGUGCAUCCCCGAUAAUCUUAGCUUCAAACUCCAGCGACAGUUACUCGGACCAAGGUUGGGAGGAGAUCGAGAAGCAAAGUGAUGGAACGUCGGAGGAGGAUAUAUGCAAGGAAGUGCGUUGCAUCGAGACAGAAGAGCUUGAUGCUACAAACAACAAUUCCAUAUGUUUAGAAGGGGACUCUGAAUUCCCUCAAGAAGAGGUGAUUCCAUAUGUAUACGAACACGUACAAGCCGUGUUAUCACCAUCCGAAAACAAUGAAGGGAUCAAGGAGAAUGAUUGUGCAAUGGAGGAACAGUCGAAGGAACAUGAAGAGAAAGGCUCGUCGUCUCCUCCAUCUAAGGAAGCGAGGGAAGUUAGCCCGAUUCAGUCACCUGAUUUCCUGUCUCGUGCGACACAAGGACUGGAUCAAGAUACACCCUUAGCAACCUUUUUCAAGUUGAGUAAGAGCAGAAGCUGCAGAGCAAGGAUUGCAGACUUGAAUUCACCUUGGCUCGAUUUUAGUGAGAUCACGUCUUUUUUGGGAUCGGAACGAGGAUAUGUGGAUUUUGACAAGAAACAGUCCCCAUUGAGCUUUACUCCCUUGGUUCGAGAUCUAUCAAGGAAGGAUCCUCGGUGUUCGCCCGACCACACAUUCGAUAUCGAGAUGGAUCCAUCCCAAGAUAUACAUACCAAGUGUCAGAGUGUGGAAGAAGUUGAUGAUGAGUCUCCAAAGAGGGAUGUUAAAGAUGUGGGUUUGGAUCCGAUCGUGGACGAGUGCAGAGGUCUUUCGAACUGGGCUGCUGAGUUCAGGAGGCUCCAACGAGAGAUAGUCGAGCUCUGGCACGCUUGCAAUGUCUCGUUGAUACACCGGAGCUACUUCUUCGUGCUCUUCCAAGGGGGCGAUGCUUCGGACGCUAUAUACAUGGAGGUUGAGAUGAGGAGGAUGAAGUUCCUGAGGGACAAAUUCUCUCGAGGCGAGAACACCGUCGUCAACGGGCAAUGUCUAACCUUGGCUCUAAGUAUGAAGGCGAUUCGCGAGGAGAGGCGAAUGCUGAGCAAGAGGAUGUCGAAGAAGCUAUCGGAGCAAGAACGGGAGAGCCUCUUUCUCAAGUGGGGCAUCGGCCUCGACACCAAGCUUAGACGCCUGCAGCUCGCGUACCGAGUAUGGACCAAGACGGAUGACAUGGAGCACGUUAGCGACAGCGCAUUCCUGGUGGCGAAGCUGGUGAGCUCCACGGAACACGGGCAGACGCACCACAAAGAGAUGUUCGGGCUCAACUUCACACCACGGCGAUCGCACAACAGCUUCCGCCGGAGCCUCAUAUCGUUCCUGUGACUACAAUUGGUGUAAAGUUAGCAUCUUACUAUUUUCACUCAUAGAAAGAGGCCAACUAUGUAUGUCGAGCUAUUAUUUUUGUAUAAAUGUUGUAAAUUGUGUACUUAUACACUAUACUAUACUCUUUAGGGCUCAAUUACUUUUUUUGUGAUA